AUGUCUACAAACUCCUCUCGUCCUCAGGAUAGUUCUAUCCUGGGCGAGUCUUGGGUAGUGGCAUCGUCGUUCCCCGACAAGGAAGACCGGCCGAGUAAGGACCGGCCUUCUGAAAGCUCAAGUCAAAGCCGUCACCUAAACAAAGAGACUGGCCGUCAUGAAUGUAACAAUGGAUCCGACUCAAUGACUACAUCGGCCUCCUCCAUAUCAGGACCCGAACUCAUUAUGCCCUCAAUCUACGAGACACCUAUCACUGAAGGUUCCUGGGUUGCGCCAGCUGUGCGAUCCAAAUCCAAGGCCGCACAUUCUCUUAGGCGCAGACAUAACGCAGCGCGCGAAAGCACACCCCGAGGAGAGAAACAUGACCUAGAUACGUCCAAGGACGGUGGCUCUUCUGAGCAAGGGCCGGACUCUAGUCAGGUAGAUGAGAAGCUCGCUCGUCCAAAGUCAGCAUCAAGGUCUAAAACGUUGGAAACGCUGAUUCGAACCAUAAUAAACGUGCUACUUGUUGUGGCCAUUUCGCAUUUGCUCAUCAUCCCCGAAGUAGUCCAGCAGUAUCAAACUCUCUGCACGAUAGAAACUAUUUCCACUCUAUACCCGGCCAGUUGUAUUCCACCCUACCCCCAGCCUCAGCCCAACCGUCACCGUGCAUCCCGCUCCGACACCCUCGUAUCCUCACAGAUACGGCUAGAAGCCCUAUUCAACACGACUCUGCAUGCUAUGACCCCACUAUCGGACACACUGAAACAAAGCGAAUCGAAGCUCCGCGACAUCGAGACGGCGCUAAAGAAGGCGUACCCGGGCAUGAAACACGAGCUCGACCUCGAAUUUAACGGCUGCUGGGAAGCCACCAGAGCCGCCACCAAGAAAUUCGAUUCCCUCAAAGUUGAUAUCCGUUCUGCGGUCGAUAAUUUAAUCGCAACCAGCGGGGCUACGACAGGUGACGCCCAAUCCGCCGCUCAGGGCACCCGCCUAUCGACGCAGAUGUCGUGGCGUGAACAGUAUCUGGAUCAGCUGACUGCCCGCAUGCAGAACAAAGCUGACUCUUUGUCGAAUGAUCUCGCCACGCUAGAUGACCACCUGGAAUCUAUUGGCAGCAUCUUGGUUCGGGAGAUGAAACAAUCACCGACAUCUCUAGGUACAACAGACUCCGCUGCGGAAUCUCCUGUCGGUGGACUCCGGGCAUUUGUUGACAAAUUGCCUUCGUUUUUCCGCCAAACAGCGGACGGAGACGGCCCAACUCGUCCGGAUUUGUCGAUAUCUGAGCUCUUCCGGGACGCUGCGGAGCAGCAUCGGCCCGUCGUUGAUGCUGUGCGACGAUUGUCCUCAGAGUUGCAAACCUUGCAGAAGAAGAGGACAUACUGA
This is a messenger RNA of Aspergillus nomiae NRRL 13137, 1365 nucleotides long. RefSeq lists its product as uncharacterized. The record is from RefSeq and is a predicted model, not a curated record. The coding region runs from base 1 to 1365 and encodes 454 amino acids. The transcript has a single exon. Lineage: Eukaryota; Fungi; Ascomycota; Eurotiomycetes; Eurotiales; Aspergillaceae.